Amborella trichopoda is the source of this 2359-nucleotide messenger RNA. It is a transcript of the gene SIGF, whose product is annotated as RNApolymerase sigma-subunit F. Lineage: Eukaryota; Viridiplantae; Streptophyta; Magnoliopsida; Amborellales; Amborellaceae. Gene Ontology annotation, biological process: DNA-templated transcription initiation; regulation of DNA-templated transcription. Gene Ontology annotation, molecular function: DNA-binding transcription factor activity. The record is from RefSeq and is a predicted model, not a curated record.
UUGCUCUUCACUCAUGUAACCAUGGCUUCGAAGAUUCUCGUGAGACCCAUUCAUACUGCUCCUCCUUCUUCUUCAGGCUGGAUCCAGUCGAUCCAUGGAUUCGAAGCUCCGAUCUAUGGAUCUGCAUCGGUUUUUUGAUGGCUAAUUUGGGUCACUGAUCUGGGUUUUCAAACAUUGCUUCUUACUAAAUUGAGAGACUACAGCGAGAUCUGGUAGGGUUUGCAACCCUUGAUCUUUAUUCUGGAGCGCUUUUUAAAUGGUUGAUGGGCAUUCGAUAAAUGCCAUCAAUUGCGAAUAGAGUCUCUACCUGCACAUGGAGCCGACCAAAUUUUCAAAAGGAUUUAUUCUAUAAGUGCCAAUGUCAGAUUUCAAUGUUUUGGCGAGGGGCCAAGUGCACUGCAGAUGGCAUGGCGAAAUAGGGGGGGUUCUUAAUUCAUUUCUACUGCUUAACCUGCCUUGAAAGUUUUAACGUCUCCUGACCAAGCUCCUCUCACGGCGACCAUGUUGUCAACUACAUCAGCAGUUCGACAUUUUCCAGCAUCAGUAGUUUUACAUGAGCAGCGUGAUGAUUUGAGGUCUCCUACUUCUAGUCCCAAGGAAGAUAAAGCAUAUCAGGAAGUGAUGGAUAGAGCUCGAACGGAGGUCUAUGCAUCUAUUGGCGCAGAGACAAAGAAUUUUGAAAUUGACCAAUAUCUCAAGGACUUUGAACGACAGCUACUUUACUGGCCGGCUUUAUGGUAUUUAUCUCCAUCUCGAAUUCUGCCGAAGUCUUUGUUAUCCUUACCUUUUCAAUGUAAACCUCUAGAGACAGAUAUAGAAAGUGAAAUAAAAGAAAGUAGAAAGAAGCAAACAAACUGUAGCUCAUUGAACCCAAUGGAUGUCCUAGUCCUUGCAAAACGAGCAGUAAUGGCAUCUAAAGCAGCAGCUGCUUUGGUAGAGCAUUCAGAUCUCACAGUUGGCAAUCCUGAUGGAGACAUUUCUCCCUGUUCGGGUUUGAAAGAAAUUUGUAUCCAAGUCCCAGAUGAGGACAUGAGGACUACAAUAAGAUCUAAGCGGCAUUUAGAGAGGCAAAUUAAGAGAAGAAGGGUGCCAAAGAAACUGAAAGAUUUCAGUGCAAAUUUUGAAAUUGGGAAGAAGCCCGAAAAGGUCAAGAAUAAAAGCUUCGAUCCCAAUGAUCCCUUGAGGUUCUUUCUAUGGGGCCCUAUAACAAAACAGCUUUUGACAGAGAAAGAAGAGUCAGAACUGUUUGUAAAAAUUCAGGACCUGAUGAGAGUUGAGGAAGUAAAGAAAGAAUUAGAAAUGCAGUUUGGUUGUGAACCAACCGUAGUUGAAUGGGCAAGAGCUGCUGGGAUGAGUUAUGGGUCAUUGCAGUCUUGCAUCCACUUUGGGAGGAAAAGCAGAGAGAAAAUGAUAUAUGCAAAUUUCCGCUUGGUAGUCCAUGUUGCUAAGAAUUACCAAGGACGAGGGCUGAGCAUUCAAGAUCUUCUGCAGGAGGGGAGUGUGGGACUCAUGAAAAGUUUAGAGAAGUUCAAGCCUAAAACUGGUUGCCGAUUUUCAACAUAUGCUUAUUGGUGGAUACGUCAGGCGAUUAGAAAGUCUUUGUUUCAAAAUUCCAGAACCAUCCGAUUGCCGGAGAAUGUAUAUGGACUACUGACGAAAAUAAAAAAUGCGAGGAGGCUAUAUUUUCAAGAGGGACAUCGUCCAACUAAUGAAGAGCUUGCCCAACGAGUUGGCAUUACUGUGGAUAAACUGGAAACAGUACGUGUAUUUUCAAAGCUUCCUGUCUCGAUUCAGCAGCCUGUUUGGUCAGAUCAGGAUGUCACAAUCCAGGAGAUCACUGCAGAUCCUAAGGUUGAAACCCCAGAGAAAAAUGUAGCCAAGCAGCUGAUGAGGCGGCAUGUUCGCAACCUCCUCAGCCUUCUCAAUCCUAGAGAGAGGCAAGUAAUUAAUUUGAGGUUUGGUAUCCAAGGUAGAGAGAGAAAGUCUCUUUCAGAGAUUGGUGGCAUGUUUAAUGUAUCAAAAGAACGAAUACGCCAAGUUGAAAGCAAGGCUUUGGAGAAGCUCAAGAAUUGCACUCAAACACAAGGCUUAGAAGUUUAUGCAGAGUUACUUAAUUGAAUCAGGGUAAUGUUAUUCAAAAAACCCAUUUUUCUCCAGUUAGAUAAUUGUAUAAGGUGUUAUUUAUAGUAAGAAUCAUUAUACAGUGUAAAGUAGGUAUUGACUGCCUUCCUCUUUGUUAUAAGGGAUGUUGUUCUAUGUUUCCAUGGUAACAGCAGUGCAUGGAUGGUUAUGGAUGGAUGUAUCAUAUCAUUGUAUGCUAUCAUUAUUUUGAUUUCAAUGGAAGUGGUUGUACAGUUAA